This is a messenger RNA of Drosophila hydei, 2465 nucleotides long. Its product is annotated as serine/threonine-protein phosphatase 2B catalytic subunit 2. Gene Ontology annotation, biological process: calcineurin-mediated signaling. Lineage: Eukaryota; Metazoa; Arthropoda; Insecta; Diptera; Drosophilidae. Gene Ontology annotation, cellular component: cytoplasm; calcineurin complex. The transcript has a single exon. Gene Ontology annotation, molecular function: calmodulin-dependent protein phosphatase activity; calmodulin binding. The record is from RefSeq and is a predicted model, not a curated record. The coding region runs from base 224 to 1987 and encodes 587 amino acids.
GAAAUAAAAGUAGAAAAGUGCGUUUGUUGUUGGCCAACGUGCCUGUGCGUGCGUGUGCGUGUGUGCAGCUAGUGCAAUCAAGUGCAGUAGACGGCGCACACAAUAGAUUACGCUCACUCAGUGUGGGCGCCAUCUGUAGCAACAGAGACAGCAACAGCAACAGGAACAGGAAAAGCCACAACAGCAAUUGCAAUUGCAAUCCAAUUCACAGCGUUCUGCAAAUAUGUCUUCGAAUAAUCAAUCGAGCGGCGUCGCUGCCCAAGUGGCAACAAGUGCCAACCAGCGAGGUGGCAACGCCACCAACUCCACGGAUGCCACAGACACGCAGCAUGGCAGCAGCAAUAGCAGCAGCAGCAACAAUAAUGCCAGUGCCAAUGCCAACGCCUCCGCCACGGGCAAUGCCACAGCGAGCAGUAACAGCAACUCGAAUGCCGCCAGCGUUGGCCACGAUAGUCCCACGCAUAAGGCGCAUGGCGGCCAUGCAGCGGUCAACACCAAAGAACGAGUUGUCGACAGCGUUCCAUUUCCACCAAGUCACAAGCUGACGCUAGCUGAGGUAUUCGAUACGCGCACCGGCAAACCGAAUCACGAGCUGCUGAAACAGCAUUUCAUCUUGGAGGGGCGUAUCGAGGAGGCGCCAGCAUUGCGCAUCAUUCAGGAGGGCGCCGCUCUGUUGCGGCACGAAAAGACAAUGAUCGAUAUUGAGGCGCCGGUCACUGUUUGCGGCGAUAUACAUGGCCAGUUCUAUGAUCUCAUGAAGCUCUUCGAGGUGGGCGGAUCGCCGGCAACAACAAAGUAUCUGUUCCUGGGCGACUAUGUGGACCGAGGCUACUUUAGCAUUGAGUGCGUUCUCUAUUUGUGGUCGCUGAAGAUCACGUAUCCGCAGACGCUGUUCCUGCUGCGCGGCAACCACGAGUGCCGGCAUCUGACCGAGUACUUCACCUUCAAACAGGAGUGCAAGAUCAAAUACUCGGAGCGCGUGUACGACGCGUGCAUGGAUGCGUUCGACUGCCUGCCGUUGGCUGCGCUGAUGAACCAGCAGUUCCUCUGCGUGCACGGCGGACUGUCGCCCGAAAUACACGAACUGGAGGACAUUAGGCGGCUCGAUAGAUUCAAGGAGCCGCCCGCCUUUGGCCCCAUGUGCGACCUGCUGUGGUCCGAUCCGCUCGAGGACUUUGGCAACGAGAAGAACUCGGACUUCUACACGCACAACUCGGUGCGCGGCUGUUCGUAUUUCUACAGCUACGCCGCCUGCUGCGACUUCCUGCAGAACAACAAUCUGCUGUCGAUCAUACGGGCGCACGAGGCGCAGGACGCCGGCUACCGCAUGUACCGCAAGAGCCAGACCACCGGUUUCCCCUCGCUGAUCACCAUCUUCUCGGCGCCCAACUAUCUCGACGUGUACAACAACAAGGCGGCGGUACUCAAGUACGAGAACAACGUGAUGAACAUCCGGCAGUUCAAUUGCUCGCCGCAUCCCUACUGGCUUCCCAACUUCAUGGACGUGUUCACCUGGUCGCUGCCCUUUGUCGGCGAGAAGGUCACCGAGAUGCUGGUGAAUGUGCUGAACAUCUGCUCCGACGAUGAGCUCAUGACCGAGGAGAGCGAGGAGCCGCUCUCGGACGACGAGGCGGCGCUGCGCAAGGAGGUCAUACGCAACAAGAUACGCGCCAUUGGCAAAAUGGCGCGCGUCUUCUCUGUGCUGCGCGAGGAGUCCGAGUCAGUGCUGCAGUUGAAGGGGCUGACGCCUACGGGCGCCCUGCCCCUCGGCGCUCUCUCUGGCGGCAAGCAGUCCCUCAAGAAUGCCAUGCAGGGCUUCUCGCCCAACCACAAGAUUACCUCAUUUGCGGAGGCCAAGGGACUCGAUGCGGUCAACGAGCGGAUGCCGCCGCGCCGAGAUCAGCCGCCCACGCCCAGCGACGAUCAUCAGCAUCCGCAUCCGCAUCAGCAUCAUAGUCAGGGCAACAAUGGAGCGGCGCAUGGGUAAAUAAACAGCGCGAAUGGCAACGGCAACGGCGCGGGAGGGACAACAGGAGUCGGUGGCUUCAGUGCGGGCGCCGAUUACGGUCGGUAGUACUAAUACCUGUUGUCGGAUCAGAUGUGUUGUGGUGUGUAUGUGUGACUGGGUGUGUUGGCUGUGCGCACAGAGCAUGUUCUGAGCACGUGCACGUGGGCGGACACAGUAUGUUCCCUCACCCACACACAGACUCGCCCACCCACACACACGUACACACCCUGAAACACACACACAUGCGAGAGCAUGCAUAUAAUAUUUACAUACAAUAUCUACAUAUAAACAUAAUAAUGUUACAAAGAUUUGUCGUUUUAGCUAAAACAUCAUUCGUAAUAAUUGUAAUACACAAAUACAUACUUACUUUAAUGAUAAGCAAAAAGGUCAAAGGCGAGGUAACAAAGGAAUAGUUGAACAAUUGGAGCAGAGCUGAUCAGAAUACAUAUAUAUAUAU